GGGAUCGCUGUUCGGGCCAGCCCCUGCGUGCGCGUGCGCAGUGCCAACCGGAGCUGCUUGCUGUGAAAACAUGGAAUUUCGCUCCGCGAAGCGGGCAAUACUACAGCUUCUCCAUAAUGUGGCUCCGGCAGACUGCCCGGCGCUGCUCCAGUGGAUGCGAACUACCCGAGAUUUUGAUGAAUUCACUCAAGAUAAUAAUGACGUUAUGUUGAAAAGCAUAGCAGAAGACCUCCGGAAUUGCUUACCUCUAGAAACCAUGCUUUCUUCAGAACAUCUAGCCCUGCAAAAAAUACAGCAACAGCCAGACCCCACAGUUCACGUCGAUGCAUUCCUUUAUGAUGAAGACUUGAUUGAUUCAUUAUGUGAGGAAGGAAAAAUGAGCAGAAACUACUGUAUGGUGUGUGGCUCACACCAGACAGCACCUUUAGGAUUUAUUUCACAUUCCUUCUCCCUCAUGGAAUUGAAGUUCAUUUAUCAUCAUGUACUCCCUGAUCUGUCCGGAAAGGUCUUGGUUGAUGUUGGCUCCAGGCUCGGCACAGUCCUUUAUGGGGGUUAUUUUUACAGUUCAGCAAUGCAGCUCUAUGGAGUAGAAUUGAAUGGAGAUUUUUGCCAGUUGCAGGAAAUGAUCAUUAAAAAAUACCAGUUCACUGACAGAAUAAAGGUGCUUCAUGAAGACAUCUGUACCCAGGGUUUACUUCUGCAAAAUGCUGAUGUUGUUAUCAUGAAUAAUGUCUUUGAGUAUUUUCUUAAUGAGGCAGAACAGGCCAGAGCCUGGGAAUACAUUAGCCAUAAUGUAAGGAAGCAAGGUUCGUUGCUAGUGACAGUACCAAGUCUUAAAGAUUCUCUCUCAGGUCUUCAGACUAAUAUACAGUUAUCCUCAUGGGUUGAAGAAGUACCACUGAACUAUGAUGUAUAUCCACAAAUGUAUAUUGACAGAGAAGCUCUUGAACAAAUCCAUUUAUAUAAGAUUCUCUAGCCUAAAAUAGU
Propithecus coquereli (Coquerel's sifaka) is the source of this 987-nucleotide messenger RNA. RefSeq lists its product as uncharacterized. Gene Ontology annotation, molecular function: methyltransferase activity. The coding region runs from base 71 to 976 and encodes 301 amino acids. The record is from RefSeq and is a predicted model, not a curated record. The transcript is spliced from 8 exons. NCBI's taxonomy places the organism in Eukaryota, Metazoa, Chordata, Mammalia, Primates, Indriidae.